This is a messenger RNA of Peromyscus eremicus (cactus mouse), 554 nucleotides long. It is a transcript of the gene C9H10orf53, whose product is annotated as chromosome 9 C10orf53 homolog. The record is from RefSeq and is a predicted model, not a curated record. Bases 76 to 357 code for a protein of 93 amino acids. The transcript is spliced from 3 exons. NCBI's taxonomy places the organism in Eukaryota, Metazoa, Chordata, Mammalia, Rodentia, Cricetidae.
GCCGGAAGGGCAGUUGCCUAGCAGCAGGUGUUGUUCGGAGUCCUUGACAGCCUCCAGCAGCCAGGAAGAAGCACCAUGCCCAAGAACGCCUUAGUGACCUUGCGCUAUGGGCCCUACAGCGCAGUGGGCCUGUCCGUGGAGCACCGUACCUACCGACUGGAGGGUCUGCAAGCUGUGUUGACCAAAGAUGGACAUGAUGUCAUCCUGGAGCAGAUAGAAGACUGGAAUCUAGUGGAGCUUGUGGUAAAUGAAGAAAUAGUCUUCCGGUGUGAUAUCCAAGACCUGGAGUUUGGGGGUGACGGCAAACUAGACCCGCUGUGUGAAGAGGCCAGGAUCGCUGUGCUAAAUGCCUUCUGAUCUCAUGGAGCAGACAGAAGAAAGCCAGCUCUGCCCUCCAGUCUACAAUGCCAGCAAAAGGGGCUUAUUGGGCAUGGACAGUGGGCUCUACCAGUUAGAACAUGGCAAUGGCACCCGUCCUCUGGUCUGUGCGGUUUGGGUUUCUCAUCUGGCUGCAUAGACACUCACAAAAAUAAUAAAAAAUCACCUCACUGGCA